This is a messenger RNA of Penicillium soppii, 1050 nucleotides long. RefSeq lists its product as uncharacterized. Lineage: Eukaryota; Fungi; Ascomycota; Eurotiomycetes; Eurotiales; Aspergillaceae. The transcript is spliced from 3 exons. The coding region runs from base 1 to 1050 and encodes 349 amino acids. The record is from RefSeq and is a predicted model, not a curated record.
AUGGCACAAACCGCCAUGAGCAGGCUCUUCGUCCAGAGCACUAGCUCAGUGCGCCAAUCUAUCCUUAGACCCGCGCAGGUCCGCAGCUACGGCUCCAAAGUAAUUCCGACCUUCACCUCAACACCCUCCACCGAGCUCAACGAGGCUCUCGAACGAUUCCGCAAUGACCUUUUCAUACCCCUCGGUCUGCCUAAGCGACAGCAAAAGAGUGUGUUCAAGCCGAAAUACGCCACGCAAUUGGAACAUGAGCCAAUCACUGUCACGAUCAACAAGGAUGAAAAAUUCACUCUAACUCCCAAGUUGCGCCACGAAUUGCCCUCAAAGAAGGAGGCCUUGGCUGUUCUCGACAUGAUGGUAGCAACUGGGGACUUCAGCAACCUCUUUGCUUUCGUCAGCGCAAUGCGCAUGUCAAACUAUACCAUCAACAGCAACCGGUGGCAGUACAUCAUCCGCAAAGUCAGCGCGGCCGGCAAACUCAACCAGAUCGUCGAAAUAUCGCUCGCGUUCUUUUCUACGAACUCCACCACACCGCAAUGCGGGCAAACUUCGAGCGGAAAGAAACCCCUCUACGCUCGUAACCUCGCACAGCAGGUGGCUCUCUUGCUUGACGCCCCGGAACACUCAGCUAAGGGGAUCAACAAUGAUCCCAAAUACCAACCGUUCGUUAUCGGCACGUUGCUGGAACUGAACGCGGCGCUUGGUUUGGCCAUGUCGGACAAACUUGACCCGAGUAAGACCGAUCAGAGCGUCAAGGCCGAGAGCAGAAACAUCCGUGACUACGCUCAGAAGCUUGAUGCAAGCUGGUCCCGUGGUAACUUCAAAAAUGAUGGUUCAACUCCUUAUGAAACCGAGACUAGGCUCCAGGAGAACCUGGCUAUUUAUAACGGCAUGCGCUUGAGCCUGCAGUGGCCCAAGGCCUCGCUCGCGACUGAGUCUUUCCAGGCGCGCUGUGACGAGCUUAAGCCUAUUCUGAUUGAACAGUUGAACUCAACCAAGAACAAGCAGUUGACUGAGGACAAGGUGGCUCAGCAGUUGAAGGCAGAGGCUUGA